CGUGUGGAUGUGCAAGUGAGGGUCUGUGUGAGUGUGAGCCAGUGGGUGCGCAGAGGCGUGGUUCGUUGCGUUGCACGUUGCUAAGAGCAAAUUUGGCAUAUAAGCGCAAAAUGCGCAGCAGUCCCGUGCAGCCCGCUGCUAACGGUAUCCAACAGGUACCUGAACACACUUGUGAGCUCUCUGUCCUGAGUGGAUGUUGCAGAGCUGUAGACCGGACUGCUUGCGCUCAAUCCGUGUGAUGGAUGGAUUUAAAGGCUCCUUGGAUUGGAAAACUGUCAUUAUCCAGUGAACGACAGACGGCUUAACUCUAGGAAUAUUACACCUGGGAGAAAGGUUGGCGCAAUUUAGAGUAUUCCUCGCAGCAUCAGUGUUUUCCCCAUCAUGAGGAGGUCUAUUGUUUUCCCUGGCUUGCUGAGAGUAGCAAUCUUGUUCCUUUGCCUGAACUCGACCAUCCAGGCCCUGGCCCUCACCAACUCCACCCGGCUCGAGUCCAUCCUGAACAAGUAUACAAACAAAGAUGAGGAGUGGUGGAGGGCCAAGCCUAGAGGGAGGAGGGCCAUCAGCGAGGGAGACAUGCACCUCAUCCUGGACCUGCACAACAAACUGCGGGGUCAGGUCUACCCUCCUGCUUCCAACAUGGAGUACAUGGUAUGGGAUUACGAGUUGGAGAGAAGUGCAGAGCACUGGGCUCACACCUGCAGAUGGGAACAUGGACCGAGUCACAUGCUGACACAAAUAGGCCAAAACCUCGGAGCACACUGGGGCAGGGACCGGCCCCCAACCUACCAUGUCCAGGCCUGGUAUGAUGAGGUGAGGUAUUAUAGCUAUCCCUACGCCCAGGAGUGCAACCCACACUGCCCAUUCAGGUGUUCGGGACCUGUUUGUACUCAUUAUACUCAGUUGGUGUGGGCGACCAGUAAUCGCAUUGGCUGUGCCAUCAACGUGUGUUACAACAUGAAUGUGUGGGGAAUGAUCUGGGCCAAAGCAGUCUAUCUGGUCUGCAACUACUCCCCGCCAGGCAACUGGUGGGGUCAUGCUCCAUACAAAUAUGGGACUCCCUGCUCUGCUUGUCCAGCGAGCUAUGGUGGGGGAUGCAGGGACAACCUCUGCUAUAAACACGGAGGUGUUGACAGGCGUCCGGCUCCUGAGAUUGAGGAGACCAAUUACAUUGAACCCGAACCAGAACCAGUAAGAGACGGAGAGCCCCGACCCAGGGCCCAGGCACCAAGCACCUCGCCCAGUGACAACCUGGAAAGAGACAUGGUUGUCAGCACAGAGCAGAUGUGCCAACAGGUGGACUGUGAGACCAAGCUGAGGGAUCAGUGCAAGGGAACAACCUGUAACAGAUAUGAGUGCCCACCCGGUUGCCUUGAAAGGCCUGGAAAAGUAGUUGGGACUGGAUACUAUGAUAUGCAAUCCAGUGUGUGUGGAGCUGCGCUACACUUUGGUGUUAUUGACAAUGAUGGAGGAUGGAUCGAUGUGACCAGACUGGGCAGAAAACAACAUUUCACCAAGUCAUACAAGAAUGGUAUUCAAUCCAUUGGGAAAAACAGAAGUGCAAAUUCUUUUAAAGUUGAGUCUGUGCCUGUCAAGGCAGUAAGAUGUGAUACCACUGUGGCGCUUUUCUGUCCUUUCAAGAAACCUGUACGACACUGUCCCAGGUUGUAUUGUCCUAGGAACUGUUUGCGUGAGAGCCAAGCACGAGUUAUUGGGACAAAAUACUACUCAGAUAAGUCGAGUAUCUGCAGAGCGGCCAUUCAUGCUGGAGUGAUCAAGAACGAGUCAGGAGGUUACCUUGAUGUGAUGCCAGUAGACAAGAAGAGGCAUUAUAGCGGCAGCUAUCAGAAUGGCAUCACCUCAGAAAGCCUAACAAACCCCACAGCAGGAAAAGCCUUCAGAGUGUUUGCAGUCAUCUGAAAACCACUCAAAAGACAAAGUACCCUCAAAUCCAGCUUCAUCCACUUCAAAUCCAGCAAACCUACUCAUUAUCAAUUUACAACCUAUAAUUAUGUACAUUCCUACAGUGAGCACAUCAGUGUUACUGAUACUGUCACUAAAAGUGUAACUCAAGGCUUUGCUUCUAUCUUUGGCCAUGACUGAAUCACUGUCCAGUAAUAAUGUAGCAAAUGAUGUCUUCUGUCUCAUAUCUUUCCCUGAACAUCUUGAGCUGACCAUAGACAUGAUACCACGACACGCUGUUUUUAGCUUUCAAAGCUGUGUUUAAAGCAUCAGAUUUAUUACCUUUCCAGCAGCUUGACAUUUUAAAAAGACUAAAAUCAGCUGUGUUUGCUGACUAAUUUAAAAAGCGCACGCAUCACAUCUAUAUAGAAAAAAGGAAGGUAAAACACUGUUUCAAUUUAGUCAGUGCUAGGUGUGUCUAUGGAGGAACAAAUUGGCCAUAUUAACAUAAUAUAAGAUAAUGAAGUAUAAAAUGACAAAAAAAAUCCAAAACAUAUAUAUGUUAUUACACAUACUGUCUACAAAUCUUAAACACAGAGUCCUUCAAAUAUGCAAAGUGGGUUCCUCAUGGCAUAAAUGUAUCAGUUUAUCACAAUGCUGAAGUCAUAUUGUCAGUUUAACAUGCACAGAAAGGAAUUUUAAAUAAUGAUACAAUUUUGAAUUAACAUCAGAGAAUCGUAGAGUUUCCAUAAAGACACAAUACUCUGAGCGGCAUUCAUCACUGGCACAGAAAUUAUUAUUCGUUUCGGUUUUCUGAUACGUCUGGUUGGGGUCUCCAAAUAUUCUGUCUGGUUAUAGUGUUAAUAUACACACUUAACAUGGAUAUUACAUAUUUUUGUAUAUAAUGUUGUAAAUAAUACUGAAAACACGCUUGCUAUUCUCCUCUUUUUAAUGUACAAUUUAACAGCCACACAAGUCAAUGCACAGUAAUUGCCACAACAGCUUCUGUAUGCAGAACAUGCAUCUGCCCCUCAAGCUUUUAUAUUCGCCAUAGAGUGAAUAUGUUGAUAUGACUGUAAAUAUUGUAUGUGUGCAUGUGUAACAGAUAUUUUUAUAUUUUAUUCUGCAUUCCUAGCUCUUGGUUUUGUUUUGUUUUUUACAUUUUUAUAAGUGGACCUGGCUGGCCAGGAAUGCGCAUGGCAUAAUCUUAAUUCCCAAAAAUUCUUAAAAAGUAUUAAAAAUGUACAAAAUUAUAUAUUGUGUCAUUCUCUGACUUUAUUAGAGACUUUUGUGCUUAAAAAACAUUCAGCUUGAAUGACUCAGCAACCUU
Messenger RNA from Haplochromis burtoni (Burton's mouthbrooder), 3229 nucleotides. RefSeq names its product cysteine-rich secretory protein LCCL domain containing 1b (gene crispld1b). The coding region runs from base 382 to 1917 and encodes 511 amino acids. The transcript is spliced from 15 exons. NCBI's taxonomy places the organism in Eukaryota, Metazoa, Chordata, Actinopteri, Cichliformes, Cichlidae. Gene Ontology annotation, cellular component: extracellular region. The record is from RefSeq and is a predicted model, not a curated record.